GUAAUGGUACACAACUGAAAUGAAAUGAAUGGAGUUUUACGUCCUACUCUUCUGCACCUUGUGGGCUAAUGAAGACUGGUAAUGGUACACAAGGCAAUUGAGGAGUACUGUACAUUAAAAGGAUUUUAAACCAAAGCUUCACGAAUGUGAUCAGGUCGUCAAUAAAAUUGGACUUGUUUAAAGUCGAUGAAAGGUGUUUUGACAGCUGAUGAAUGGAUUUAAAACUGUCGUGAUUGAAUACUGGUGAUUGAGUAUUGGUGGUUUAUUGUAAGGAAAUGAAGUCUCUUACUGAAUAAAUCUGUUCAUAGCUUGAUAUCAAAUAUGGAAACCGGAAGUACAACAUGCGUGACCUAUCGUAACAACACCUUUCUUCCCAGUUUGACAGAUAAUCAACGCCGGUUCCUCGUCACUCCAGCUUCAAGCGUCAUUUCCGGUCGACCUGACAUGGUCUUCGGUCUUGGUCGAGAUACUAUUAGCAGCACGGACAUUAGCAAACCUCAAAUAACGCCGAGUGGUGCUAAUGACGUUAAAACUCCAGUGGCCCAUGAAUCUCCGAUGAAUAAGACGGAGGUUAAGGAUUCCGCACCGGAUGUUACCGACAACGCACCAAAUGCUUUAGAGCAAAACCCGGAAAGUAAGAACGCAGCAGACCAUUCUCCAAAAGUGGACAAAGAAAUCUCUUCAACCAGCGAAUUAGCCGCGUUGAAGGCGCAGAUUAUCCAAAAUGGCGAUAUGGAACUACAAGAGAAUUUCUCCAAAGAGCCAGAACAUAGUUUUCUGAAAGCAAACUCUGAAGACGGGUUUUCGGAAGCAUUGGACAGCGUGUCUCAAUAUAAAACUAAAUUAGACGAAGUCGGAUCUAAAGAGAACUCAUUUAUUAAACAGUCCGGCGUUCCAAAACAGACGUACCUGACGGAGACGCAAGACGACACGGACGAAGAGCAGAAGUGGACGGAAGCGCUGCAGAGGCAUCACGAGCUCGGGACGUUACCGGAAGGAGAUGUACCAAAAGAAGAUGCCUUAACUAAGCACAGUCGACUAAGCCAGGGCAGUGCCCAUGUUCGUCUGCCCUCCAGCACUGAUGAAAAUAAAUUUACCUAUUGGGACAGGGGACGACAGUUCAAAAGAGUACCAGCUAAACUGAUAAGACUGGCAUCUCGAUCUGCUAGGAACUCUGCCGACAGUGAAGGAAAGAGCACUUUUUACAGUCCCCCGAAACCGACCCCCAAAGUAGUGAGUUUGGAUGAGGCCAUCAACUCCAGGCCGCCAUUAAGGAUCGACUUAGACGGACCUAACCCCUGCACCUACUCGCCACGAAAUAAACCCCUUCACGAGAACAACUCGCCAUCUUGGAGUUUUGGAAAGAAAUGUUACAUUGAGAAAAGUGGAGGGGCGAGGACUUCCUGGGGUAAAAUGUGGUAUCAGACCCCCCACGUUUGGCAAUAUAAAGUUGAUUUUAAUGCAGAUGUCGAGUGGCCCUCUCCGGCGCAUUACCCCCAACCUCCCCUACUGGGUCAAAAACAACCAACAGUACAUGAGGCUCCUUCUUACAGUAUUGGAGUCCGAAAGAAUACUUCGUCUUCUUACCGAAUAGGGGUGGAAAAUAUGCCAUCGCCGAUAGACUACGACAGACAGACAGCCGAUAGACUGACCCAUCCUAGACAGCCAGCGUUUACUCACCAGUUUAGACGAGAGGGCACGGUACUCUGGGGCAACACAGAGCCGACACCGGGGCCAGGAUCGUACUCUCCCCGGGGCACGAGUUUACACAGAUCACAUACAAUCUCUGGUUGCAGACGAGACAAAUCUCAUAGUCUGGGACCAUUUUCUUAUCUUUAAUUUGAAACAGUGCACAGCCUACCCUCCCUUCCGUGUCGGGAACAGUUUUCGGAUUACGUUUAAGUUCAUCCGAUACGAGCUCAAAGGAAGACAAUAGGCAUGACCGUGGUUUCGCCGAAGUUUCGUUAUCCACCCUUGAAAUAUUUUGGAGCAAUGAAAGAACUUUUAAGACCCUUUUUGGACGGACGGAUAUCACCUUUAAAACUAUAGAAACAAAACUGAAAGCGGAAACGACUUAUCUUACGAUAUUUCAGAAUUUGAAUAUGAUAUUAUAUAUAACUUGAAAAUAAAUAUUAUGUUGUGAACGCUAUUAAUGUGAUAUUUGUAUGUAAAUAAAAUGAUAGUAUAC
Messenger RNA from Lottia gigantea (owl limpet), 2188 nucleotides. RefSeq lists its product as hypothetical. The transcript has 8 exons. The record is from RefSeq and is a predicted model, not a curated record. NCBI's taxonomy places the organism in Eukaryota, Metazoa, Mollusca, Gastropoda, Lottiidae. Bases 322 to 1839 code for a protein of 505 amino acids.